Amorphotheca resinae ATCC 22711 is the source of this 966-nucleotide messenger RNA. RefSeq lists its product as hypothetical. Lineage: Eukaryota; Fungi; Ascomycota; Leotiomycetes; Helotiales; Amorphothecaceae. Gene Ontology annotation, biological process: protein phosphorylation. The transcript has 5 exons. The record is from RefSeq and is a predicted model, not a curated record. Gene Ontology annotation, molecular function: ATP binding; protein kinase activity. The coding region runs from base 1 to 966 and encodes 321 amino acids.
AUGGAAUCAAAAUCUCGGCGGCGUACUCGCUUUGGGGAAGGUCAGGGCUCCAAUUCAAAGGAUCUACUGGUGGAUGCUGAUACUAAACGCACAACAAAGUUUUCUGGAGGGACAGGUCUAUUGGCACUGUCGCUCCAAACAAAGGGCAAACUGUCAGGCAUAGGAAAGGUAGAGGCAGAAGACACGAUCCACGUUCCAAGGCUGCCUUUGAAAGCGAACCUACCCACAUCUACUCCAUCAAAGCCGCCCCCUACGCGGAAUGAGAGCCCAUGGAACACUUACACCAAGCUCCUCCCGGUGAAGAUGGUUAUCGUGAAGAAGCUUGCUGCGAAGAAAAUCCCUUCUGACUUCGCCAAAGAGAUUGCAAAAUGCCAGCAUGAAAACUUGCUCUCCGCUCUAGAGCUUUAUAAAUAUGAGGGCUCAUUUUUCAUUAUCACCGACUACACCGCGGCUACUCUUAAGCAGAUCAUCGGGAGCAGCUCACGCCCUUUGAAUGAGAUCCACAUCUCGGCCAUCUGCCAACAGGGAAGCUUCCCUCUCCGUGUCUUACAUGGCAUGCAACAUCUGUCCACAUUUGGUCUUGCUCAUCAAAAGCUGAACAGCUCAAGGAUUCUUUUUAUGCCUGAAAACCCCGUCUUUCCAGAGAAGUCAGGUCUCGUGAAGAUAGCCCACUUUGACGAGUGCCAGCUAGUGCAAUUAAUUUCAGCCCGCCCACUUGGUACGAUUGCUUUCGAAAUGAUGGAGGGUGGUAGCCGGCCAGAGAGAGAGGACAAGCUGGUCCUAAGUCACCCAGAGCAGUGGUCGCCACAAGCAUCCAACUUUCUCUAUGCCACUCAGUGGGGGACUUUAAAAGAUAUCGAAGAGCAUGAGUUUGUAAAUAGGGAUGUAUCGCCGACAGUCAUGGUUCCGUUUAUCGAACACGCGCGAUGGGACUACGUUGAAAGUCUAAACCUGUUAAAAUAUUAA